Sus scrofa (pig) is the source of this 5793-nucleotide messenger RNA. It is a transcript of the gene TIMP4, whose product is annotated as TIMP metallopeptidase inhibitor 4. Gene Ontology annotation, molecular function: metalloendopeptidase inhibitor activity; protease binding. Gene Ontology annotation, cellular component: extracellular matrix. Lineage: Eukaryota; Metazoa; Chordata; Mammalia; Artiodactyla; Suidae. The record is from RefSeq and is a predicted model, not a curated record. Gene Ontology annotation, biological process: negative regulation of membrane protein ectodomain proteolysis; response to cytokine; response to hormone.
CCUUGUGUCUUUGCCCCUGUUCGCCUUUGUUUUGCUGUGCUAUCUUCUGCCCUGAAACCACCCCCUUUCCCAGUGCCAUCCCUCUACUUAUAGAAAGCUCAGGCAGGAAACACAGGUAGGGGACUCUCUCCUUGCAUCCCUCAUCUUACUGAACCUGCCCGCCAGGAGGGCCGAGAGCCCGAAGCCCGGAUGGCCUACAGCCAAAAGAGGGCGGAGCAAAUGGGGCGGGAUUGGCCCUAGGUCCACCUCAUAAAGCCAGGGGCAAGGGGCGCGACGCGUUCUGGAAGAGCUCUGGAGGGGCUGUUUGGUCCGACCGACCCCACAGGCUCAGUUGGGUCUCUGCAGUGUCAUGCCCCGGAGCCCCCGGACCGCGCCGAGCUGGGCGCUGUUGCUGCGGUUGCUGGCACUGCUUCGGCCGCCGGGGCUGAGUGAAGCGUGCAGCUGCGCCCCCGCGCACCCCCAGCAGCACGUCUGCCACUCGGCGCUUGUAAUCCGGGCCAAAAUCUCCAGUGAGAAGGUAGUUCCUGCCAGUACAGACCCAGGUGACACUCAAAAAAUGAUCCGGUAUGAAAUCAAACAGAUAAAGAUGUUCAAAGGGUUUGAGAAAAUCAGCGAUAUUCAGUAUAUCUAUACACCUUUUGAUUCUUCCCUCUGUGGGGUGAAACUGGAAACUAACAGCCAGAAGCAGUAUCUCUUGACUGGUCAGAUCCUCAGCGACGGAAAGGUCUUCAUCCAUCUGUGCAACUACAUUGAGCCCUGGGAGAACCUAUCCUUUUUGCAGAGAGAAAGUCUGAAUCACCACUAUCACCUGAACUGUGGCUGCCAAAUCACCACCUGCUAUGUGGUGCCCUGUACCAUCGCGGCCCCCAACGAGUGCCUCUGGACAGACUGGCUGUUGGAACAGAAGCUCUAUGGGUACCAGGCCCAGCAUUAUGUCUGCAUGAAGCGUGCUGAUGGCACCUGCAGCUGGUACCAGGGACGCCUGCACCUUAGGAAGGAGUUUGUUGACAUUAUCCAGCCCUAGGAGGGACCACCACAUACUUCAAGAGUCCUGAAGACCAAGCCAUCUUCCUUCCCUGCAGAGCCCUGGCUGUCACCACCUGCCUUAUCACUGCCAGAUAACGGGAAGUACCAAGUGGGUGGUCCGGCCAGCAUUAGGGCAGGGGUGGGCACGUUACAGCUUGUGUCCAAGACCCCAGCCCAGAACCUGUCAAGGGCUAGGGAAAGUAGCAUGACUUUUCUCUCCUGCCUUUAGUUAAGGUAGUACUUAUUACUGAUUUUGGCUAAGUUUCUUUUCCUAAGCUAUGACUACUCCUUUCUCUCCCCCAGAUAAAUGUGUUUUAUCUUAAUUGAUCUGACAGGGGAGAAAUGGUUGUACAUAUCAUACACAUGAGAUGCAGGAGCCUUGCAGUGUACAAGACCAGGAGGUGGGUUGACAGUAUCAUAAACAGGCUGAUCUGGAGGAAUGAAAAGAACAACAUACUUUGCCUAUGCAUCCUCUACUGCUCCUGGCUCAACUCAUCCUAAUCCUCUGAUACACCUGCAUCUGUCUGGAGGAGUGACUUGGGGGACACGGAGUGGUUCAGUGUGAAGCCUAACCUCCCUCUGUAUGCUAUAACCCCCUCUAAACCAUUCCUGGCAGAGGGCCUGGUCCAGUUAGCACACCUUUUUGGACAAGAACAGACUUGGGUAUUGUGUCUCCGGGUUAACCAUACUUGAUGCCCUCGACUGAUGUCCAGAAGGCUUCUCCUCUGUUUUAGAAGGUCCUUCUCUACUAGAUUAUUAAUGUUUUCAUUCCUACUUAAAAAUUUUUUUAAGCUAAAAAAGCCUUUCUCUUUUAGAGUUGAAAUUUCCCCUUAGCUUUUGACACCUCAGAGAGAUCUUAGAGGGUCCUCUCUUGGGAGCAAAUUUCAGGAUAGAGGACAGGAGAGAAAUAACACAAAGGCCCUUGGGGAAAAGGAAGGUAGAUGGGGAAUAUACUUUCUAAGCAUUGCAGGCUUUUUCCAGUGGACAGCCUGCUACAUGCUACAGCAGAAAAAGGUCAGCUUUGAUCCCCCAGAGAGCCCCUCCAACCCUCAGCCUCUCCAGUCCCCUCUUGGACUCCCUGAACUCUCUAAGCACAGCCCCCUAGAGUUCCUCAGCCUCUGUAAAGCUCCCUGACUUGCCCUGAAAGGAAAAGCCCUGAUGUGGGUCUCAAGGAUUUAUUAAGGACGAGGGCUUUAAGUUCCAGUGCCUCUCUUGGAGAAGCUCUGGCAAAGAUGAAGGAGGGAGUUCUUUUUAAGGUUCAAGGUUGUUAUACAUCUUCUAUGUGUGGCUUGCUGACAAACUGCCAGAAGAAGGCUCCUGAGUCACAGAGAUGGUACAAAUGGAGAUCCCUUCUGGAGGUCUCUGUCUGAGAGUACAAGAUUUGGAAAGCUGUGGCAGAGAAUCUCCAAUGGUAGGUUAAGUAGGAUCACCAAUUGACCGUGCAGGCCUCAGGCAGAGGAUAUAGAGACAGAGAAAAAGAGGUUAAGCUCCAGGUCACCACAGAGGAGAAACAUGAGUAACAGCCUUCAUACCAACCACCCACCCCAUUUCUCUGUGCCUUAUGCCAUCAUCCCAAGGUGGCCUCACAGAAGGCAUAGUGAAAAUGCCUUAUCAAAAGGCAUUAUUGAAAUCUUGAGUCUUAUCAAAAUCUUGAGGACUGGAAUCAAAGAGUGGAAGGGUCUCAUGAAUAACCCUUACAUCUGAGGAGUAUUUCAUACUUUUCAGACUAUUACUUAAAGAAUCUCACUUAAAUUAUGCAAGUGCCAUAUAAAAUAUCUUGGUCAGGAAUAAUUAUGCCCACUUGACUUUUGGACUGGGAAACUGACACACAGUGAGGGAAUGUAACUGUUGGUGACUUGUGGCCAGGCCAGGGUUAGAAGGAGUGGAAUCUUCACCCAAGCAGCGGAAUCUUCUGAUUGUUGAUCCAUAGGUUUGUUACUCUUUUAGUCUGAUACACUGCCCUGGUUUCUGUUCUUUCCUAUUCUGUCUCCAGGUUUUGAAGACAAGGGGCUGUCAGCUAAAAGCCAGCCACUCUGGCCCCACAAAGCAGGUCUGCAGUUCAACCUCACCAGAAUCUCUGGGGUUGAGAUGCUGAGGUCCUCCUCUUCAGAGCCCCAUAGUAACCAUGCAACUAAGCUCAGAGAGCAAACAGCAGAGAGCCUGAAGUCCCUACUCAGUCACCUACCAUUUCUUUGUGGUUGGGGUAGUAGGUCUGCUCAAUGAGUGGGAACUUUUCUCCUCCCAAUGUCUUGUAGAUGGCCACCAGCUGGGCAAACUGCAAAAGAGAAGCAAAGGUUUUGGUUUACCUGAACAGCUUCUGGAACAGACAAACAAAAUGUCAAUCUAUUGAACAAAUAUUUAUUAAGCAUCUGUCCCACUAAGGGCUUUGUGCAGAGCACUCUGAGGAUAUAAAAGAGGCGUCUCAUCCCUUCUCUCCAACAACAUAUAAUUUAGUUGGGGAAGGGGAAGUGAGCUAACAUUCAUUCAGUACCUACUCAAUUUUAAUGAUAUUUCAUUUAAUCUUCAUAUCAAAUUGCUGAACUAGGUUCUUUAUCAUCUUCAUUUUAUAUAUAAAGCUCAGGGAGGGUAGGAAACUUGCCUGGAAUCAGAGCUGCAAAGAGGUAAAGUUGGCAUUGAAAACUGUGUCUCUAACUCUAAAUACCUGCAUCUCUAUAGAUGAUAAGUGAGAAGCUGGGUAGGUAACACCGGGCCCAGUCUUGGAAGUUCAAAUGCCAAGCAAAAGAAUGGUAGCUUUUUCCUGUAGGGAGUAUGGAGUCAUCAGAGUCUAAGCAGGGGGGUCAUGAAGGAAGCUGUUCUUCAAGAAGAUUUAGAUGGUCAUGAAAUGUAGGACAGACAGACCCAGUCUCCUGGGACUCACUACUCAUCUAAGAACCCAACUUAUAGGAACCUUCGCUGAUGAGAAGCCAGAACAACUCCACGGGGAAGAGUGAGGUACACAUACUUAAGCGCCCUCAGGGUGCCCCCUGACUCCCAUACUUUAUAAGUGAAGAAAGUGAAGCCCAGAGAGGUCACAUGCCCAAGGUCACACAGUAGUUGAGUAGAUUCAUAGCUAGAUCCCUUCAUUCCUAACCCACAACUCUCUCUAUUCCUUAAUGUAUCUGCCUUUCAGGCUCUCAAGAGACCAUGAUCGUCCCACAGGAAACUUUCCAGUUGAUUCCAUUCACCCACAUGCCCACUGUCAGUGCACUGGUAGCAGGGGUAACCCAGCAUCUUCUCUUCAGUGCUACUGAGUUCACACUCUAAGCCACUGAUAUCUGGAACUGCUACAAGGAAACAUGCCAGAUUUAAACCUGCCUUCUUUGUAUCAGAGAAAGGAAAGCUCGAACAUUUUCAAAUGCUGAGGUCUUAUUCUCUUUCAGGGAUGCUGGCACAUGAGCUGGUGUGGGGAGAUAAGGAUGGUGUAAUAAAAGCCAGAACUGGGUUGUUAGAAAACUGGAGUCUUCUGAUUCUUCUUGUGCUGCCUCAAACUUGCUUAGGUGUCCUUGGGCAAACGAUUUCUCCUCUCAGGCCUCAUUUUCUUCAUAUAUAAAAUGAGAGAAGUGAAUGUGAUCAGUUCCUUAAACUUUUUACCACAAAAGAACAUAUUUUAUUACAUUUCCUCUCAAACUCCAUGAUCGAACUGCUGUUUAAACGAUCAUCUGCUGUAGUCCUUUUGUGAGUAAAGAUAGAAUUUUGUCGUUUUUGAAAUCCUGGGGAGCGGGGGGGGGGGGAACACUGGGAUUUCUGAGUCACUUCCCUUAGUCACAUGCAGUUGGUGACUAUAGAUCUCUAAGGCCUCCUCCAUGGCUGAGGAGAUGACUGAUGGACUUUCAAGCCCCUAAGAUUUUGUUACUGAAAGAGACUUGAGAGAGUCUCUAGAGCAGAAACUUCAUUUUACUAAUAAGGAGGCCAAGGCUAGACAUGCAAAGGAAAGCACAGGCUCCCAUAGCAUGCCUGGAGUCAGGCUGCACUGGGAUGGCGCCCAGGCCUCCUCCUGCCCAGUGCAUUCUCUGGUCUAUCCUGAUGUCCCUGCCAUUCUUUGGUUCUUCACUUUUUUUGACUAUCAAGACCACCCUUCAGGCCUUUCCUGCCUUCUGCGAUUCUCUCCACCAUCUCAUCUGACCUUUAAGUCCUGCCUGCCCACCUCAGCCUGCCUGAACUCCUGCUCUGUGACUGGAUACCUGCCUGAGCUCCCAACGCUCUCCAAUAUCCCCAGCAAGCUGAUGCCAGCUCUGCCUAACAACCUCUGUCCUGCUACAGCCCACACCGUGGCACGGCACCAAGGCAUGUGGGGCCCUAUCUUCCCAGCAUGUGGGAGAGUUACACAGACAACCACAUUGAUGCCAAGAAGGCCCACGGCAGACUCCCAGAGUCCUGGGACAGCCAAGACUAAAAUGGCAGCCAGUUCCCAGGCGCUAGGGGUUCCUGGGAGCUCACACUACCCUCCUCCACCUCCUGCAGUCCCUGUCUGCUCAAAGUCCUGGGUUUGGCAUCAAACCCCCAUCCUUGGAAACUUAGAUUCAGUUACAAGCACACAGUCAUCAAUUAAACAAAAGUAAUAUCUGAUAAGGGUUAUUUCCUCUAUGCAGAGACAAAAGAAUGGAUUUGGGAGCUGGGGGUGGCAUUGGCAAUGAGUAGGAAGAUGAUGUUCAGUAUAAUUGCUUAUCCAGUGUAUCAGGAAAGACUUAGAUGAAAUGGGAUUUCAAGAUCCAUCUGAAUUUAAUACGUUGUCCUUAUCCCUCCUGGAAAUAAAAUGCUUUCAUUCAA